GGGGAACGUAAAGGCGGGGGAAACGUGCGUAAUGCAUUUGUUUCUUUCAACACCAGUGACGUAAACGUUCUUUCGCUGUAAAAAAGCGCGUAGAAUUCAUAGUUUAGGGAUGUAUGUAGAUACUGCGGCCGGAUAGGAGAGAGAAGAAAGUAAACCGCAAGCGUAUACAUGCGCAUUAGCAGCCUGCAACGCUGCUCAUGCGCGAGAGUUUGACGGGGUUGUAGGCUAGGGUUGCGUCCCUGCACGAAUACAAACCCUUUCUAGAAAGCGAUGGACGGCGACUUCUUGCUGGCGCUGCGGCUGCAGGCUGAGUGGGAGGCGGAGGAUGACGAUCAGGUCCCGGCGGUAGCAACAGUAACUGCCAGCCCUUCUUCACCGCGGCCGCUGUCAGUGGUGGACAAAGCCUGGGAGCUUCUGGACCCCAGCCCGGACGUGCGGGCUCUCUUCAUGCAGUUCAACGAGACCCUUUUCUGGGGGCGCCUGGCCGCCGUGGAAGUGAAGUGGAGCCCUCGCAUGACGCUGUGUGCUGGGGUUUGCUGCUAUGAAGGGAGAGGUGGAAUGUGCUCCAUCCGACUCAGUGAGCCACUCUUAAAGUUACGGCCAAGGAAAGAUCUUGUGGAGACCCUCUUGCAUGAAAUGAUUCAUGCCUUGUUGUUUGUCACUCACAAUAACAAAGAUCAUGAUUCCCAUGGGCCAGAGUUCUGCAAACACAUGCAUCGGAUAAAUCGCUUAACUGGUGCCAAUAUUACAAUCUAUCAUGAGUUCCAUGACGAGGUGGAUUCUUAUCGUCAGCACUGGUGGCGAUGUAAUGGUCCCUGUCAAAGUAGAAAACCAUAUUUUGGAUAUGUGAAGCGUGCAAUGAAUAGGGCACCAUCUGCAAAUGACUUCUGGUGGUCUGAACAUCAGCAGUCCUGUGGAGGGACAUUCACUAAAAUCAAAGAGCCAGAGAACUACUCCAAGAAAGGCACACAGAAAAACCAAGGAGAGCUCCCACCUGAUGACAAAGGAAGAGCUUCUGGAGGUGGUAAACAAAGCAUAAUUCCUUUUAGUGGAAGAGGAUUUGUGCUUGGAGUAAGAAGUGGAGGAUCAUUAGAGAGAACCACAAGUCCAAACAGCAGGGAGAUGCUCACUUCACCACAACAUUCAUCACCUGGUUUGAAAGGACAAAAUCCUAAAAAAGAAAUAGAAUUUGAACCAAGUGUUUCCUGUAUAGAUACUUGCCAUAUGUUUUCUUGCAGUGACAAAAAUAGCCAUGUUUCCACCAACAAACUUCCUAAAGUAUCAGUUGCUAAUACAAAAGCAUAUACUAAUGUUAAUGGCUCGCCAAUCAGGAAAAAAUCUUUUAAUGUAGGAAGAGCAGGUUUAUUCUCAACAAAUGCAAAGUACAUUUCUCUGCCUUUUAAGGAGACACAAAAAAGAACCCUUCCUGAACCAGCUAUAUCAACUCCAGGAUGUCAGACCACAUCUCAAGGAAAUAGUAGCAUGCAUGCCUAUGGAGUGCCACAAAAACAGGCAAAAAUGGAAGACAAAAGUGCCUUUGCAAAUUACUUCAUAAAGAAAUCGGGUCCAGAGCACACAAGUCUGUCUGUGAAGAUCAAGGAUGAAUCUGUAUCCUGUGAAUACACUGCUACUUCUGCGAAUCCUCAGACAAGAAAAGUUAGUUGCCCUGCCUGUCAUUCUCAGGUCUUAGAAGCUAAAAUUAAUGAACACUUAGAUUCUUGUCUCUGAGAUGAGUGUGUUGCUCAGGGUUUGCCUAAUUAAGUGCUUCAUUGUAUCUUUCCAGUUUGUUGUGGGGAAGAGAAUUCACUAGCCACCUUGCCAUUUUGUAUGCAGUGAGAUCCUUGUUUAGUUUGGAGUAGUUCUUUUCUGGACUGUUAAUAAUGCACUAGACCCUGAAUAUAUUUUACAGUCUCUGUUGCAUUUGAGUCUUAUUUUUUUGAAAAUAAACUUAAAUUUUGCUGCCAAAA
Molecule: messenger RNA, 1967 nt
Organism: Heteronotia binoei (common prickly gecko)
Lineage: Eukaryota; Metazoa; Chordata; Lepidosauria; Squamata; Gekkonidae
Gene: SPRTN
Product: SprT-like N-terminal domain
Exons: 5
Coding region: 271-1728 (485 amino acids)
Biological process (GO): DNA repair
Cellular component (GO): nucleus
Molecular function (GO): polyubiquitin modification-dependent protein binding; metalloendopeptidase activity; single-stranded DNA binding
Source: RefSeq, a predicted model, not a curated record